Mus caroli (Ryukyu mouse) is the source of this 4016-nucleotide messenger RNA. It is a transcript of the gene Cilp2, whose product is annotated as cartilage intermediate layer protein 2. Lineage: Eukaryota; Metazoa; Chordata; Mammalia; Rodentia; Muridae. The record is from RefSeq and is a predicted model, not a curated record.
AUCUCAGAGCUUCGCACAGCAGUUCGGACCUGGCGAUGGCAUCACCUCUGCCCUUGCUCUAUCUCUGCCUUGCGGCCUUACACCUAGCGGGAGCGCGAGAUGCCACCCCCACCGAGGAGCACACUUCAACCGCCAGGGGUCUUCAGGGACGGCCGCCAGAUACCGGUCAGCCCUCACCAGCCCUGGAAGACUGGGAGGAGGCCAGCGAGUGGACAUCGUGGUUCAACGUGGAUCACCCGGGAGGAGAUGGCGACUUCGAGAGCCUGGCCGCCAUUCGAUUCUACUAUGGUCCCGCGCGGGUGUGCCCGAGACCACUGGCACUGGAGGCGCGCACCACCGACUGGGCGCUACCAGCUGCAAUGGGCGAAAGGGUGCACGCCAACCCAGAGCGUGGCUUUUGGUGUCUCAAUCGUGAGCAGCCGCGAGGCCGCCGCUGCUCCAACUACCACGUGCGCUUCCGCUGCCCACUGGAGGCGGCUUGGGGCGCUUGGGGAGCGUGGGGCCUCUGCUCCAAGAGUUGCGGGCUAGGUCGUCGCCUGCGCCGCCGCAGCUGCCAAAGCUCCUCUGGGGACACGUGUCCCGGGAGCCCCCAGGAGGCGCAGAAGUGCGUGAGAUCCCGUUGUCCAGGGUGUAGCUCCGACACCUGCGGGUGCCCCAACCACAUCCUCCUGGGUUCGGUGGUCACCCCAUCUGGGCGACCGCUGUCAGGAGCCAGGAUCUCCCUGCGAACCCGACCUGGAACCAUAGCCACCAGCGGUACCCAUGGAACCUUCCAAGUGCCCGGAGUCUGCGCGGACAGCAAGGCCAGUGUCAGUGCCCAGAUGAAGGGGUUCUCUGCUGGCACAGCCCAGGCUCACGCCAACAGCUCCAACACAGCCACAGUCACCAUCAUCCUUGAAGAGUUAGGGAAGCCGUACCUGGUAAAGCACCCUGAGUCUCGAGUUCGAGAGGCAGGUCAGAAUGUGACCUUCUGCUGCAAGGCCUCGGGGACACCCAUGCCCAAGAAAUAUUCCUGGUUCCACAACGGAACUCUCCUGGACCGACGCCAGCAGGGGUCUGGGCCACACCUAGAGCUCCAGGGGCUUCACCAAGCGCAGGCAGGGGAGUACCACUGCAAGGCCUGGAACGAGGCGGGCACGGUGCGAUCCCGCGCCGCCCUCCUCACGAUACUCGCUCCUGGCCAGCAGGCCUGUGACCCCCGACCUCAGGAACACCUGAUCAAGCUUCCGGACGAUUGCGGCCAGCCCGGAGGCGGCCCCACGUACCUAGACGUGGGUCUGUGCGCGGACACGCGCUGUCCGGGCCCUGUAGGCUCAGGCGCUCGCUGUGGGGACGCGGGCUCUCGCUGCUGCUCAGUGCUGCGCCUAGAGAGCAGGGACAUCCGCUGCUCCGGCUACGUGCUCCCGGUGAAGGUGGUGGCCGAGUGUGGCUGUCGCAAGUGCCUGCCCCGUCGGGGACUGGUGCGGGGCCGCGUGGUGGCUGCGGAUUCCGGGGAGCCCCUGCGUUUCGCCAGGAUACUGCUGGGCCGCGCACCCAUCGGCUUCACCUCCUACCAGGGCGACUUCACCAUCGAGGUGCCGCCGGCCACCGAGCGCCUCGUGGUGACUUUCGUGGACCCGAGUGGCGACUUCGUAGACAGCGUCCGCGUGCUGCCUUUCGACCCUCGCGGAGCCGGUGUGUACCACGAGAUCCGCGCGCUGCGCAAGGCGGCCGCAGUGCUAUUGGACGCGGAGCGGGGCGGUGAAAUCCCGCUGGGCAGCACAGAGGAGGCGCCAGCGCUAGGCGAGCUAGUCCUGCCGCCCGGGACCUUCCACCACCCCGACGGCCGUCCCUACGCGGGGCCCGUGGAGGCGCGUGUCACUUUCGUGGACCCUCGUGACCUGGCGUCGGCGUCCGCGGCGUCCAGCGACCUGCGGUUUCUGGACAGCGCGGGUGAGCUGGCGCCUCUCCGAACCUAUGGCAUGUUUGCAGUGGACCUGCGCGCGCCCGGCUCCCCGGAGCAGCUGCACGUGGCGCGCGCGGACGUGCGCGUGGACGCCGACCACGUGCGCAUGCCCGGUCACGCCGAGGCCCUGGCACUCUGGUCGUUGGACCCGGAGACCGGCCUGUGGGAGGAGGAGGGGGCUGAGCAAGGAGGCGGUGGCUUCCGGCGUGAGACGGCGGCGGCGCGCGUGCGCAGGGAGGAGCGCGCGUUCCUCGUGGGCGCGCUCACCAUGCGCGAGCGCCGCUUGUUUAACCUAGACGUGCCUGAGCGGCGACGGUGCUUCGUGAAGGUUCGCGCCUACGGCACGGAUCGUUUCGCGCCCGCAGAGCAGGUGCAGGGCGUGGUGGUGACGCUGCUCAACCUGGAGCCCGCGCCCGGCUUCACGGCCAACCCACGCGCGUGGGGCCGCUUCGACAGCGCGGUCACAGGGCCCAACGGCGCGUGCGUGCCGGCCUUCUGCGACGCCGAGAAGCCCGACGCCUACACAGCCUUUGUGACCGCGGCUCUGGGAGGCGAGGAGCUGGAGGCCGCGCCGUCGCGGCCACGCGCGACCGCGGCCGCCGUGGGCGUGGCGCAGCCCUACCUGGAGCGCCUAGGCUACCAGCGCACUGAUCACGACGACCCUGCGCUCAAGCGCACUGGCUUCCGCUUGAACCUUGCGCGUCCACGCGCAGGCCACGAGUCCGAGGCGCACGGGCCCGUGUAUCCGUGGCGCCGCCUGCGCGACUGCGAGGACGCGCCAGUCACUGACAGUCACUUCCGAUUCUCGCGCGUGGAGGCGGACAAGUACGAGUACGACGUGGUGCCGUUCCACGAGGGAGCGCCCGCCUCUUGGACCGGCGACCUGCUGGCCUGGUGGCCCAACCCGCAGGAGUUCCGCGCGUGCUUCCUGAAGGUGCGGCUGCAGGGCCCGCAGGAGUACAUGGUGCGUUCGCACAACGCAGGUGGCACCCACGAAGCCACACGCGGCCGCCUCUACGGGCUGCGCGACACCCGCAGCGUGCGCCACCCUGAGCGCCCCGGUGCCUCGGCUGCCUGCGUGGAGUUCAAGUGCGGCGGCAUGUUGUUUGACCAGCGCCAGGUGGACAGGACACUGGUAACUGUGACCCCACAGGGCAGCUGCCGCCGCGUGGCCGUCAACACGCUUCUGCAGGACUAUCUAGCCAGGCACCCGCCGCUCGCUCCUGCUGAUGACCCCGCCGCCUUCGCCAUGCUAGCUCCGCUCGACGCUCUGGGCCACAACUAUGGCGUCUACACGGUCACCGACCAGAGCCCACGGUUGGCCAAGGAAAUUGCUAUCGGCCGCUGCUUCGACGGCUCCUCCGACGGCUUCUCGCGGGAGAUGAAAGCGGACGCGGGCACGGCAGUCACCUUCCAGUGCCGAGAGCCGCCCGCCAGACCCAGCCUCUUCCAGCGGCUGCUAGAGAACCCUUCAUCAGCGCUUGGCGACAUCCGUAGGGAGAUGGGUCAAGCCACCCGCUAUUCCCGGGUUAACCAAACCCAGGCUGGAGACACCGGCCCCUUCGGCCCUGGACAGUGACCUGGUCCACGACCUCACUCUUUGCCUUGCUUUAGACUCCUGUAUCUUUGGAAAGCCUCCCCGCUUUGGCUCCCAGGCUUCUGGGUCCCCUUCCCCCUUCUCCACCAAGAAUUUGGUCAAGAUGAAAACUAAGGGUUCUGGUGGAAAUUUUGGGCAGGAAGCUGAGGCUCUGUGACCAGAAACAGAGUGUCCAGCUGUAGAUGAAGCCAGGACCCGGGACGUGGUUGUCCACCUAAGGCCUGAGUCUCAGCCUUUGUGAAAUCCUCUGUCCCAGCUUUGGUUCUGAGGUCGUAUUUAUUGAGAUAAAACCCCAGUGGGUGGGUGUGAAUCCGGGCACAGGUUGGGCCCGUGGGAUGUGGAGAAAGGGUGUUUUGGGGUUGCCAUGCAGGGGAAGCUAGGGUGGCAGAGAGGAUGGUUCCAUGGUGCUUGGAAUGCCCUCCGGACUUGAGGGCAGGUGCUAUUGGGCUCAAUUAAAAAUGCUAUAAUUUCCAA